GAAACGGAAGUGCCCGUAACGCGGGGGUGGGAAGGCUGGAAAAAAAUGGCCGCCUCCGUCUCGGGCUAUACUUUCAGUUCUUUAGUGUACCACCAUGCCAACAGCUCUUCGGACCACGAAGGAUUUCUUUUGGGUGAUGUAAAACAGCUUGAGACUUUCAGUAUUAGUGACUCGCAUAUCAGUAACACAGAACUGCUGCAAGUUAUAGAAAUUCAUAAUCAUGAGCCUGGUUAUCAACUCUUUAGUUUUUAUGACUAUGCAGGAAGAGUUAAUGAAGAAAGUCUGGAUAGAAUUCUCAAAGGAAGGAGAAAAAAUGUUAUUGGCUGGUACAGAUUUAGAAGAAAUACACUGCAGCAGAUGUCCUACAGAGAACAUAUUAUCCAUAAGCAGCUGACAAACAUCCUCGGAGUGCCUGAUCUAGUCUUCCUUCUAUUUAGUUUCAUCUCCACAGCAAACAACUCAACGCAUGCUUUGGAAUAUGUGCUGUUUAGACCCAGUUGCCGGUAUGAUCAAAGAGUUUCACUCACUAUCCCUAAUUUGGGGAACACUAGUCAGCAAGAAUACAAGAGUUCCUCAGUGCCAAAUACAUCAUGGAAUUAUGACAAGGUUGUUACAGAACAUGGAGCUGAGUUCUUUGACAAAGAUGGUGUGAUUAAGGAUAUCAGGGCUAUUUAUCAAGUGUACAAUGCACUGCAAGAAAAGCUACAAACUGUAUGUGGAGAAGUGGAAAAGAGUGAGCAAACAGUUGAAAGUUAUCUUCUAGAAGUGGAUAAAUUGAAGAAACAAAUAAUACGGAGGAAAAGGGAGAUUAAAGAGGAAAAGAAACUUCAAGAAGCUGCACUGAAUAGAGGAUUAGCUGAAGAAGAUUCGGUAUGUGUGCCUAAUCUGAGGACCAGUCCUGAACAAGUAAUGGAAGUACAUAUGCAAGAACGUUUGGACUCUAUUCCUAUUCUGUUGCCUAAUUCUGAUGUCACUGCUAGGGGCAGUUUGCAGGGGAUGAGUGGUACUUUGGUGACUCGGUUACAAGGUGUGGGAUCUGCUAGCAAAGCUACAGCAAGCACAAGUGCUCCAAACUACAAUGAAAACCGAAUGGGGAGUCCCCACUCACAAAAAGCACAUGAAGAUAUUGUUAAUAAAGAAGAGGACAAUUAUGAAAGCUUGCACGAACCUUCAGAAACAUCUGACAGUGACUACACUGCACUGGGUGAAAUGUGUCCGAAUUCACACCCAAAUGAAGACAGAAAUCAAACAUCACAAAUAUAACAGACUCUCGUGGCACUAAUUUGUGAUGCACAUUAAUUUUGAAGGAUGUGAGGAAGGAUAGUUUUCAGCCGAGCAAUUGAAUCAAUGUGUAACAGGAAGGCUUCUGUGUGCAGAAAACUUUAAUAACCUACUUGAAUGUUUAUUGCCUUGUGCAUAGUCUGAUUUCAGAUAAAUGGGAUGUAGGAUUUUUCUGUACUCUUAGAAAGGUUCACAUGUUGCAGCCAAAAAUUGCUUCCAAAGGCACAAUACCAACUAUAGACACAAUGAUAGCACCAGAGUUUUUUUUUAAAGUGGUAUCACAGAUUUAAAUCAAUUGCUGCUGGGUCUGUAUCCAAUGAAGAGUUUGUUUUAAUUUGACAAUACCAUACUACUUGCACUAUUUUGUUUUUUGUCUUUCUUUUUUGCAGGUUCACAAAAGGGAACAUUGUCAGCGGCCUUCAAAAUUCAAAACCCCAUUAGGAGCCAAAUUAGUGCUUUUUCAAAUCUUUGUAACCUAAUUGGAACAGAGAUUGAUUAUAUAAUUGCUUUAGAAUGCACGUUGUGAGGUUAUGUGACUAGGACUGUAAUAUUUGGAGGAUUUGAAAUUUUGUAGUGUAAUGUAUCACUGCAUCUAACAUUCAGUCCUUUUUUUUAAAUGGUGAUGUAAUUUGCCAGUAUGUAAUCCAAAACAGCUUCGAUAUCUUCAAUUAUGUGCCUGACUGGUAGUAUAGCAAAAUAUGUACAUAUAUAUAUACAUAUAUAUAUAUACAUAUAUAUAUAAAGUAAUCUGCUCACUGCUCCUGUUUACUAGAAUUAUUGCUAUAUUCCUUUUGGGUGCUAUAAUUUUUCCCCCAAUUCUGUUUGCCAAAUUUUAGCUUAGAAUUUUUAAUGAGGAGAAGUUUCGGUAUGUUUUUUAAAAAGAGCCAUGGGAGUCAAUCAGAGAUAUAGGAAUAUUAUUGGGGUUAACAUAAAUCUUGGAUGGAAUUACAGGAAUUAAUAAUUUAAAGUUAAUGGCUUUUGAGUAUUCCCAAAAUGGGACUAAAAUUUAAGUCUCAUUAAAUUUAGUAAAUUUGUUUACUUUGGGUUAGUUGUCAAAUCUUUGGGUGACAAUCUUUUGUACAAACUGGGACAAAGUAUUGUGUAUAACUUGUUUUUGUUGUAAUUCACAGGGAGCUUUUAUGUUUGUUUAUGUACUCUGUCCUGUACUCAGGAAUUGUGUGUGUGUGUGUGUAUACGCAUUUUAAUGUAAAAUGAAUGUAAUACAUCCUGUCAACUUAAAAGUAAUAUUAGUGACUCCCCAAGCAGAUUUGCAGUCUGAAGGCAUCAACAAUGACUUUUUUUCAUUAGAGUUUUACCCAAUUCAAUAUGUUUCAGUGUAUUUGAAGGAAAAGCACUUUGUCCCAAAUUUUUGUUUAACCUUUUGAUUUAUUUUCAAAAACUGUACAACACCAAAUAUCCUGCAGUUUUACAGUAAGUGGUUUGAUAUGCUUAACAACUUAACAAUUCAGUUUUAUAAGAGAAAAGCAAGUAUUCUUGAAAAUAAUUUUGUAUAAUCAGAGAGAGAUCAUGUUUAGAUUGAACAAGAAUGUGAAUAUUGCUCUUGCCAUCAAAUGAUUAUGGGAGUUUGCACAAAUUCGUUAAAUUAAUUACCAUUUAUAGAAGAACUUGAUGGAUAUUAUUUAAAAUUGGGCAAUAAUAGGUCAUAAAUUAUAUAAUGUAGCUGUUAAAAAUAAAAUUAGCAGUUAAAAAAAAUUGGAAGAAAAUUGUUUCAAGCUUCAAAAAAUCAACUAUGAGAUUAAUAUAUGAUUAAAAUGCAUUGAGAUGCAGUGGUACUGAAAUAUUUCAUAUCAGAAAAAAUGGUAAAUUGCAUUAUUCCAUUUAUUCUCUACCAUUUCUUUGACAGCUAAAUAUAGGGUCUACACAAAUAUGGCUAUAAAGUUAACUGGUUAGCAACAAUGGAAGUGGUACACUGAUGUAUUUUUUUGGAGUAUUCUGAGAAGUUAAUUUUAUCUGUUAGAGAUGUAUGACUGAUUAUGAUUCAAUCUCAAGGCAUUACUUACUGCCUGUUACACCACUGGUGUUUGAGGCAGCAAUGAAGGUCCUCCAUCACUGGCAGUGUUCAGGGCUUCCUUCAUGUCAGUAGCUUCCUCUCUGUUUUCACUGCUAUCAGUCAUGAAAGUCCCAAGUGGAGACUCAGGAAUACUGUUACACUCAGAUGUAGAAGGAUUCUUCAUUGCUGUUUCUGUAGCAAUUUUGUUUUACUAGGGUUGUUAGCCCUGAGGUGAACCCCCAAACCUGGAGGGCCUCUUGUCUGUUCUCUACCUUUUGACCUCUGGUAUAGGUGGCCUGGCCAAGAGCCAAAGCCAGUCAACAUAGCUCCGGGUCACUGAGGUAUGCAAGCCUCCCAACUGUGCCGAGGUUGUGGUCCUCUUGGGAGAAUAUCUAGACAUGGAACAGUGUAAUGCUAUCAUCAUGCACAAGUGCUUCUGUCAGCACUGUAAUCCCUCAACAUUUCAAGAACCAAAAUUCACAAUUACAUUAAUUCCUGUCAGUUUUAAUUUUCAGUUUCACAAUUUUAUGUCAGAACUCACACAGACUUGAUUAAAAUCAAUGCUCUCAUUAGUUUAAACUUCCAUAUCCUCUGGCCUUAAAUUUGUUUAAUCUGUUUGUGAUUGUACCAAAUGUAUUUUUCAGCAUUUAAUAACUAGUCUGUGAAUCUAUUUAACUCAUUAGUUUUGAAAGCCAAUCUCUGUGUAGACAGUAACAAAAAUAUAAUGACUAAUGCAGACUAAUCUAGUCCUAUCAAAGCUUGAGAAAAAGAAAUUAUUUGCUAACUGUAAUUGUUGCAGUUAUGCAACACAUUCUAAUUUCUGCAUUAUUGAUAGGUUUUCUUAAAAUAAACAUAACUGCUUUUUAUUUGACUAUAUGCAGUGUCAGUGCUUUUUCAAAACUUGUAUGAAAUAUUUGGGCUAGAUUUGCAUUACUGCCUUUUGGGGGUACAUGGAAUGCAGUAUGAUUGAUACUCAGUGAAGUUUUUGGUUAAAGUUUAUUGUCUAAUCUGCAGGAAUUAUAUGCUGUUGUUUAGCCACAUUUUUCAGCGUGGCAUUGCAGAUAAUUUCUGCACAGCAAGACAAUCAUUCUUACUGACCAAAUCUUUCUCCAAAAUUUAACUCCUUACUGGUUUGAAAUUACUAGCAUUAUGCUCAAUUUAUAUCAAUUGUUUCCAUGUGGUGAGGGUUAGAAAUUGCAUACUUGCUCUACCUUUUAAUAUGUUUAAAAGAAUUCCAUUAAUUUUGACCUAGCCUAUGGUACAGAAAUACAAGAUUACUGAUGACAGUGAUGGCACUCUUAUCCUAAUGACACAACUAGAGAGAAGAUGAUUGAGUUUUGAUUACCAGUUGUGGUAUUUAGUAAAACAUGUUUAGAUUAUGAAAUAUAUUCACUGGCAGAUUUGAAAGCUGCAGUGAACAAACAUUAGCACUGUUUUGUCAGAUAAGUAUUUGGAGUUGACAAAUUAGUGCUAAAUGGAAAUGUAGGAAGUAUGAAUAUGCAAUUAUUUUUAAUGCAUAUACACAAAUACUGUAUGAAAAAUCUGUAAAAUGAGUAACAGAGGAAGUGACUUAAUAGAUGUUACCUUCCCUGUCCUUGGAAAUAAGCAGUUGAAAUAAAAAGUUUGAAAUACUGAUAUAUUCCCAUCUUGUUCUCCCCCACCUCCCAUUUUAUCUCCAUUUUCUCCCUUGCACUGUGAUUGAAUUCUCAGGUUUUGUCAUUGAAAACAGUUUCAACUGCCAGUGAUCGAAAGUUCACUCCAGUGAUUUAAAUGAUUGAAGUUGUAAAACAAUGUAAUUUUCUGUAAAUUACUUCAGCUGAAAUAAAAGUUCAUGGGUGAUGCAGCA
Molecule: messenger RNA, 5138 nt
Organism: Hypanus sabinus (Atlantic stingray)
Lineage: Eukaryota; Metazoa; Chordata; Chondrichthyes; Myliobatiformes; Dasyatidae
Gene: abraxas2
Product: abraxas 2, BRISC complex subunit
Exons: 9
Coding region: 46-1263 (405 amino acids)
Biological process (GO): protein K63-linked deubiquitination; mitotic spindle assembly; attachment of spindle microtubules to kinetochore
Cellular component (GO): nucleus
Molecular function (GO): polyubiquitin modification-dependent protein binding; microtubule binding
Source: RefSeq, a predicted model, not a curated record